Cyprinus carpio (common carp) is the source of this 783-nucleotide messenger RNA. Its product is annotated as pyroglutamyl-peptidase 1-like. Lineage: Eukaryota; Metazoa; Chordata; Actinopteri; Cypriniformes; Cyprinidae. Gene Ontology annotation, biological process: proteolysis. The record is from RefSeq and is a predicted model, not a curated record. Gene Ontology annotation, cellular component: cytosol. Gene Ontology annotation, molecular function: pyroglutamyl-peptidase activity.
CUGAUCUCAGUUCAGACAGAGAGAGGAAGAGCGGAACACGAUGUGUGUUUAUGUCAGUUUGUGAAGAUCGCAUGUGAUGAUCUUUGUUCUCUUCUCGAUCGAAACUCUCUGAUUUCUCAGCGAUGGAGCAGAAGAAGACGGUUAUCGUGACAGGCUUUGAGCCGUUCGGUGAACACGCCGUCAACGCCAGCUGGGUGGCAGUACAGGAGCUGGAGAAACUGGGCUUGGGUCACGAUAUAAACCUUCACGUCGCUGAAGUUCCUGUGGAGUAUCAGGCGGUCCAGAGGCUUCUGCCGUCUCUAUGGAAACAGCAGCUUCCUCAAUUAGUGGUCCAUGUUGGAGUGUCCGGGAUGGCCUCGACCGUAACGCUUGAACAGUGUGGUCAUAACCAGGGUUACAUGCGGCUGGAUAACUGCAGCUUCUGUCCGGAGUCACGCUGCUGUCUGGAGGGAGGACCGGACUGCAUUCAGUCCGUCAUAGACAUGGACACGGUCUGCAAGAGAGUCAACUCCUCCAGCCUCGGCGUCUCUGUGUCUGUGUCCAAGGACGCCGGCAGGUAUCUGUGUGACUACACCUACUACACGUCUCUGUUUCUGGGCGAGGGCAGGUCUGCGUUUGUGCACGUUCCUCCUCUGGGGAAGCCCUACAGCGCGGAGCAGCUCGCUCGGGCCCUCAGGGCCGUCAUCCUGGAGAUGCUUGAACUGAUGGAGCACAGCAAGGGAAAGAAACACUGCAUGCACGACCAGUGAGAGCACAGGCCGAGUCUCGUACGCAGUUCUGUAG